Anthonomus grandis grandis is the source of this 761-nucleotide messenger RNA. It is a transcript of the gene NC2beta, whose product is annotated as protein Dr1. Bases 137 to 670 code for a protein of 177 amino acids. Gene Ontology annotation, cellular component: negative cofactor 2 complex. NCBI's taxonomy places the organism in Eukaryota, Metazoa, Arthropoda, Insecta, Coleoptera, Curculionidae. The transcript has 2 exons. Gene Ontology annotation, molecular function: TBP-class protein binding; protein heterodimerization activity; general transcription initiation factor activity. The record is from RefSeq and is a predicted model, not a curated record. Gene Ontology annotation, biological process: negative regulation of transcription by RNA polymerase II; chromatin remodeling; RNA polymerase II preinitiation complex assembly.
ACUUGUGACAAGAAACAGCUGUUUCUUAAAAAAUAAAAAUAAACAACAAAGCAAAUAACAAAAAAUAAACUGGAUAUUUAACAAAACAUAUUCCUGGAAAGCCUCCAUUUAAAACGUUGUUUCUGUAUAGCUAAUAAUGACAAGCACAAAUAGAUCUACUGACUUACCAGGUAACACUGAAGAUGAUGAGCUAACUCUACCUAGAGCCAGCAUCAACAAAAUGAUCAAAGAACUUGUUCCAUCUGUUCGUAUUGCCAAUGAAGCUAGAGAGCUAGUGCUUAACUGUUGUACAGAGUUUAUUCAUUUACUUAGUUCUGAAGCAAAUGAAAUCUGCAACCAAUUAAACAAGAAAACAAUCAAUGCCGAACAUGUUUUAUUGGCUCUUGACAAACUAGGAUUUAGUGAUUAUCAUGCCGAAGCUGAAGCGGUGUUAAAAGAUUGCAAAGCUGUAGCUGCCAAGAGGAGAAGGCAAAGUACCAGGUUAGAAAAUCUAGGCAUUCCAGAAGAAGAACUGCUAAGGCAACAGCAAGAGUUAUUUGCAAAAGCUAGACAGGAACAAGCAUAUGCUGACCAGCAACAGUGGGAACAGUUACAAGCAGCCGCUCAAUUAGCUCAGCAAAGCCAUCAGUCUGUUGCUUCAAAUAGUGAUGACCCUGAUGACUACUGUUAGGUAUAGAAUUCGCUAAUGGUAUUUGUGUUUGUAUGAUAAUAUUAAAACAAAAAAACAUUUUAAUAAUAAAACAUGAAAGACUAGAAAUAAA